AUGAAGUCCACGCAUCAAAGAGAAAUACAAGCACUUACAGAUGAGGUUACAGAAGCAAAAUACAAGAUCAUGGAUCACACGAGCAGACUAGAAGAGGUAGAGAAUAGUACCACUGACCUUGUGGACGAUAAGGCAGAUUUCAAUAAACGGGAAGAACAGUCAAACAAUAUCAUCAAAGAGACGUUCACCUUUGCCUUAACUCUGGUCUUCAUCCAAUGUGUCAUCAAUGCUGCGUUUGCCAAGAUCUUGAUCCAGUUUUUUGACACUGCCAGGGUGGAUCGUACCCGAGGCUGGCUCUAUGCUGCCUGUUCUGUCUCCUACCUGGGCGCCAUGGUGUCCAGCAACUCAGCACUACAGUUUGUCAACUACCCAACUCAGGUUCUUGGUAAAUCCUGCAAGCCAAUUCCAGUCAUGCUCCUUGGGGUAACCCUCUUGAAGAAGAAGUACCCACUUGCCAAGUACCUGUGUGUGUUGUUAAUUGUGGCUGGAGUGGCCCUUUUCAUGUACAAACCCAAGAAGGUAGUUGGAGUGGAAGAGCACACGAUUGGCUACGGAGAGCUGCUCCUGCUCUUGUCUCUGACCCUGGAUGGACUGACAGGCGUCAGAACAAUGUUUUUAUGA
Echinops telfairi (small Madagascar hedgehog) is the source of this 621-nucleotide messenger RNA. Its product is annotated as solute carrier family 35 member B1-like. The transcript is spliced from 2 exons. NCBI's taxonomy places the organism in Eukaryota, Metazoa, Chordata, Mammalia, Afrosoricida, Tenrecidae. Gene Ontology annotation, cellular component: endoplasmic reticulum membrane; Golgi membrane. The record is from RefSeq and is a predicted model, not a curated record. Gene Ontology annotation, biological process: UDP-galactose transmembrane transport. Bases 1 to 621 code for a protein of 206 amino acids. Gene Ontology annotation, molecular function: UDP-glucose transmembrane transporter activity; UDP-galactose transmembrane transporter activity.